AUGCCGUCUCUUGAAAUCAACAAUUUCAAUAUUGUAUGUUCCGUUCUGGGAGGGUUUAUAACCAUAUUUGGGUUGGUGUCGUAUCUGUUCAAGGAACGAUUUUAUCUCUCUGAGGCUUUGAUAUCCACAUUGGCGGGCAUAACGUUCUCCCCCCAUGCAGCCAACUUCAUCAAACCAAUGGACUAUGCAAUGGGGUCUCAGUCCAACCUGGACGCUAUCACCAUGUACUUCACCCGUCUCGUCCUGGGUGUCCAGCUGGUUAUUGCCGGUGUCCAACUACCCGGACGUUACUUGCAGACGGAAUGGAAGAGUCUAGCUCUACUUCUUGGUCCUGGGAUGGCUGUUAUGUGGCUUUCGAGCGGAUUACUGAUUUGGAGUCUUGUGCCUAAUAUAUCCUUCAUCCAGGCGCUAGCAGUCGGUGCAUGCGUCACGCCGACUGAUCCAGUCUUGUCCAACUCUAUUGUUAAGGGGAAAUUUGCUGAUAAGAAUAUCCCGCGUCCUUUACAGAGGAUUAUUGUUGCCGAGUCUGGUGCGAAUGAUGGAUUGGGGUAUCCAUUUUUGUUUCUGGCUCUGUACCUGAUGAAGUAUACCCAGGGUCCAGAAUUUAGUGGAGGAGGAGGAAAAGCGAUUGCUCUGUGGAUUUAUGAGACGCUUAUUUAUGAGAUUGCGUUGAGUGUCGUGUAUGGUGCGGCGGUAGGUUGGUUGUCUAUGAAGCUACUUCAUUGGGCGGAGGAGAAGCGGUACGUCGAUAGGGAGAGUUUUCUUGUUUUUGCGAUUUCGCUUGGUCUAUUUAUCAUGGGCACCUGUGGCUUAAUCGGCACCGAUGAUUUGCUUGCUUGUUUCAUAGCCGGAAACGCAUUUACUCAGGAUGACUGGUUCCGUCUCGAAACAAUGGAUGACUCCCUCCAACCUACGAUUGAUAUGUUACUCAAUCUGGCCAUCUUCGUCUGGUUCGGGGCCGUUUGUCCCUGGGCCUUGUUUGCCCACAACGACAUCAUUCCAAUCUAUCGGUUGAUCGUCCUGGGUAUUUUGAUUCUACUGUUCCGUCGUCUACCAGUAGUGUUUGUGAUGCACAAGUACAUCCAUCAAAUCGAGCAAGUCUCUCAAGCGCUCUUUGUAGGAUUUUUCGGUCCAAUCGGUGUUGGCGCCGUUUUUUAUCUCUCCGUUUGCCGCCAGUUUCUGCUGGAGGAAAUAAUAGUUGAUGGAGAGGUACGUGCCGAUGCCGUCAGGACGGCGGAGGUGACAUAUAUCGUGGUCUGGUUUUUGGUUAUUUGCUCUAUUUUUGUGCAUGGCCUCAGCGUCCCCCUCGGCAAAGCAGGCUACCACAUCCCGCGCACAAUCUCAACAGCACUGAGUUCCACUUCCGGAGAACAAGAACCAAUCUGCCUCCCAAGCAAUCUAAACACUCACAGCACAGCAACACCAAUAUCAACCCGCGGUCUACGCUUUUAUCGAAACCGCAGCAACGCUCCACCCACUACCCGGGAGCCUCCCCGGAUCGUAUUUCAGAUUGCUGGCUCUCAGCUGCCCCGAGAAGGACAGCGAGAAGAUCAACAAUUGCAACAGCAACGUGAAGAUGUUGAAGUUGCGGCUGUUGCGAAUGCGAGUGCGGAUGAGACGUUGCCACUGCAACCGACGAUGCCGGCUGUUCCUACUCCGGCGACGAUUCAUGAGCCUAGAAGACCGAUUAAAUUAAUGGGUGAUGAUGGGCGUGUCGUGGAGACGUUGAAUGGGGAUUUGGAGUAA
Messenger RNA from Talaromyces marneffei, 1746 nucleotides. RefSeq lists its product as uncharacterized. The transcript is spliced from 5 exons. Gene Ontology annotation, molecular function: sodium:proton antiporter activity. Gene Ontology annotation, biological process: sodium ion export across plasma membrane; regulation of membrane potential; proton export across plasma membrane. Lineage: Eukaryota; Fungi; Ascomycota; Eurotiomycetes; Eurotiales; Trichocomaceae. Bases 1 to 1746 code for a protein of 581 amino acids. Gene Ontology annotation, cellular component: plasma membrane. The record is from RefSeq and is a predicted model, not a curated record.